Molecule: messenger RNA, 11601 nt
Organism: Carassius auratus (goldfish)
Lineage: Eukaryota; Metazoa; Chordata; Actinopteri; Cypriniformes; Cyprinidae
Gene: akap12a
Product: A kinase (PRKA) anchor protein 12a
Exons: 4
Coding region: 196-10350 (3384 amino acids)
Biological process (GO): signal transduction; regulation of protein kinase C signaling
Cellular component (GO): cytoplasm
Molecular function (GO): protein kinase A binding
Source: RefSeq, a predicted model, not a curated record
GAUGCGUUGAGGCGUGCCAAUGUGUUCAUGUGAUGCAGGCAGGAUGUGUCCUAAAAGAGUUUGCAACGAGCUCAACGGCAUCACUUCUGAGUCUGACCACCGUUCAGCACUCAUCUACAGGUAUUCCCCCUUUUGCUUUGCAGUUGAAUCGGGUGAAAGGAAAGAGACCGAAGAGAACGAGAGAAGGAUUGUGAAAUGGGAGCUACGGCAUCCUCCGCGCAACGGGACAGCAGAUGUGAGGAGGACACAGCGGCGGAGGAGCUCCCUGCAGCGGAGAGCGAUGCUCGGGACGACGGCGGUGCUGAUAACAAGUUAUUACAGAAAAAUGGCCGGAUCUCCAGUUUGAAUGUAAAGACAAGGAACCAUGCAGAUGAAUUAAAUGGCAACUUUGAGGAGAGAGUACUUGCAGAUGUUGGCUCAGGGUUUGUUACUCUGAAAGAAGAUGGCACAGAAACAAUUGAAGACAUCCAGGAAAUGGAUGCUCUUCAACCAGUAAUGAAGAAUGAGAGCACAGAGAUGGUUGAUGCAGAUAGUGUGACUGUGAAGGAGGAAACUGAGGAGGAUGAUAUCAGUGAAGUUGGGUUCAAAAAAAUCUUCAGAUUUGUUGGAUUUAAGUUUACCCUAAAAAAAGACACAUGUGAAAACACUGAAUCAGAUGGACAAGCAGAAAAAGUUACAAGUCCCUCAGAGGACUCCAGUGACACCCAGGAGAACAGUACAGUAGCAGCAAAUGAAAACACACCUGAUGAGACACGAAAAAGUGAGGUGUCUUCCCAGCCUGAUGAAGCUGAACCCUCUCAACAAACAGACAAUGAAAAAGAGCUGGAUCAGGACAUAAAGAUAGUGGAACAUCAUGUGGAGGACACACCUGAGAAAGAACUGGAAAAAGAAGGAAGUCCUGAGCUGGAGGAACCAAUUUCACCAAUCAAGCAAUUCUUUACACAAGGAAUUUUUGCCAGUUUGAGAAAGAAAAAGAAAGAAGAGGAAAUGCUAAAAGAGAGUAAGGAAGACGAAAUCAAGAGAAUUGAGAGAAUGGGUUUAGAAGAGGCCAAAAAAGAAGACAGUAAAUGUAUAUGCCUUGAUAUCCCUCAUAUUACAUCAGAGGAAGAAAAAGAUACACAGGAGAAAGACAAUGACACAUUGUUACCUGAAGGAGAGCUUCAGAAUUCUCUAGAGAAAGAUAAGGUACAAGGAAGUCCACUUAAAAGACUUUUCAGGAAAUUUUCCACAAAAAGGCAGCGAGAAAGUAAAUCUGCAGAAAAGGUGAUUGAGGCAGAAGAACAAGUCUCUGAACAGCCAAAACCAUCCUUGGAAUUGACAGAGCUCGCAGAAGUGGAGGAACCAGUGGUUGGGGAACCAAAACCUGAUGAAGAGGAGCUGGUGGCUGAUGUAAGCCCUCAAGAGUCCAAAAAGAAACCUGACACCACCGCUUCCUGGGAGGCACUGAUUUGUGGUGGCUCUGCUAAAAAAAGAGCUAGAAAAACAAAUGAGGAUGAAACACCAGAGAAAAGAGAAGUAUAUGAAAAAGCAACUGACUCUCCAUUGGGAAGUUCAACAGAGGGGGAUUAUGAUCAUCUCACAUCAUCUAAUGAACAAAGUGGAAGUCCUGCUGAAGAAGAGAUGGGAUCCACAUGGAAGACGUUAAAAAAAAUGGUCAUCCAGAAGAGAAAGGUCAGAACUGGAGAAAAUAGUAUGCCUGAGCAGAUACCUUCAGAUAGUGAGAUGAACAAAGACGAACCGUUUACUAUGAAGAAACUCAUUCCAGGGCAUAAAAAGAGAAAAUCAGAUGAAAGCAAAGACCAGACAUCGUCCGAUGGGGCUGCAAAGGAUCAUAAAACAGGUGAUGAAGAUGAUGAGACCCCAGCUAUUAUUCCUCUGUCUGAGUAUGAAAUAAUUGAGCCUGAAAGUCUGAAGGAGUUGCAUGAGCAACAAGUUGAAAUCACAUUAGAACAUGAGAUGCCAGAGAUGACUUCACCAGUGUUAGAACAAGACACAUCUGAUAACUUGUUGCCAAAAGUUGCAGCUACAGUUCCAAUUAACACUGGACCAACAGUCAUAUGUGGAUUACCAGAAGACUUUGAAGAACUUACAGACUUCUUGAGCAAACAUCAGCAACUGAGUGAUAUUCCAGAAGAAGGCAUCGAGGAAAGCAUUGAAACACCAAAAUCCUCUGCUGAGUGGACAACACAGGAUGACACCUUAGCUGAGGACAUUGUGGAGUUGACAGCAGAUGCGGUCACUGCCCCAGAACCAUCAAGUGAACAAUUUAUUGGGGAUGACACUACUGAAAUGGUCUCGGCAGUCUCGCAAUUAACCAAUUCACCCAGGUCAUCUGGGCAUUUUACACCAGUGUCAGCUGAAUAUGGCUUACAAACACCAGAUGUGAUCCUACAGGAAGCUAUUCAAUCUAUCUGCAUGACUCCAAGUGUUCAGUCAGUAACUACAAAAGAUGAAAGCCAAGAAUCUCUGGCCGUAUCAUUUUCACCUUAUAUUGUGCAGUCCUCCACAACAGAGGAAACAAAGGUUUUGGUUGCACAUAAGAAAACUGAGGCAACAGCAAUAUGUACAGGACUAGAAUCUCAAGAAAUAGAAUCUGUUGAAGAACAUCUCCCUGCACCCUUAGUGGAGGUAAUACCUGAAGUAAGUGAUGCUGUCCCAACUGAAUUAGUCUCUGAUAACUUUAAAAAUGAAACUGAAGUUGCAGGACUUUGGACAGAUGAGGUCUAUGAGGCUGAAAUUAAGAAACUAAAGACUGAGUAUCAGGAAUUAAUUGUAAGUGAAAAGGAAUCUGCCACUGAAACUGAGCUAAGUGUAGAGCAAGUUAUUCCGUUAGUGGCAGAGCCUCUUGUGGGAGAAUCAGAGGAGACUCAUAUGGAGAAACAAAGAGAGGAAUGUACAACUAGUAUUGAACUCAUACAGGUAAUUGAGACAAUGCAAAGUGAAGCUGGGCUGGAACAGGUUAUGUCAGAUUACACCCAUGAUCCUGAAACAGAGUGUCCACUGCAUUCAGUGUUAGAGGAACCUGUAUAUGAACAACCAGUAGCGGCUGAACCUGAAAAAGACCUCACGCUUUCAGAUGUUAAAUUUUUCGUUGCUGAGUAUGAUCAACCUGCAUCAACUGAAUUAGUUGAGACUUCGACACAUGGUGAUACAGACAUAAGUAAAGAAGUCAAAGAAAUAGAAAUUAAUGCUUCUGCUGUGGAGUGUCUGGAAGUCACAGCAACUGAUAGUAUUAUAAGUCCAAUUCCAGAUCAUAUACAGGCAAAGACACUGGGGUUAGAAGGGAGUUUAAAAUUAGAAGCAGCUGAAUCAAUGCAAGUUGAAGCCUGUGAAAUACAAUUUGAUAUAAAAGAUGCAGUCUUAUUAGCAGGUGAUUCAGCAGUGGCUGUGGAGGACAUCAGUGGGAAAAUACAAGAAAAAGAUUAUGAACAAACGGCACAGCAGGACAUUAAGGAAAUACAUGUAGAAGAAGAAACAGGGGAUGAUGUUGCUUCAGAAGCUGUUCAAAAUAUUUCAGAAGCUGGAGAUGAAUCAUUAGCCAGAGAACAGCUGCCAGCCAAGGGGGUGUCACUUCCAGAACCAGUAUUAGUUGAAGAGACUGAAGAGCACCAGAAAGAAGACACUAAAAUACAUUUGGAUGAUAAAGUUGAAGAUGGAACGGAUGGGAUUUUUGUGAAAGAGGAAGAGGAACAUGCAGUGAAGGAAGGGAAGCCUCUGACAAACACUGGCAGCAAUGAAACUCCUACUGAUGAAUCUCCUGAAAUAAUUGUUGAUCCAGGAAGUGAAAUUGGAGAGAUGGUUUAUAAAAUAAGAGAACACACAGUUGUUUCAGCAUUUUCAAAAGAUUUAUCUGAGCACACAGAAACACCAGAAUUGCCUGACACUAGGUCUGAAGUCAUACAAAUACCGCUAGAAAUAGUAUUGCCAGAAGUUGAAGCAGAACCUGUAGCACCAGAAAUUGCACAACCAGCAACAACAGAGAAUAUUAAAACUGGUAAAGUUUUAGAAAUGGUUGCCAUUAUUGAGAACACAACAAAACAAUCUGGGAAAGAGAAGCCUAUGGUACCUGAACCAGUAGCACAGGUACUUUCAAAAUCUAAGCUACCAAAAGCAACAGAACAAGAGGGUGAAGAAAUAGAUGGUGACCAGUCCCCAGCAAUGACAUCAUCAGAAAUGAAAGAAAUUGCAGUUCCAGAAGAAAAAGAUACAAUGGCUGUUGCUCCCAAACCAGAACCAGAAGGGGUUGAUUCAGAGAUGACUAUGAUUAAAAUACCUACCAUCACAGUGCUGGCACAAAAUUAUACUGCAGCAGAAACAGAGGUUAGUAAUAUGAGUGAAAAGAAGAAUGAAAAAGAUGAAAAUGCUAGUCUAAAAUGUGAAUCUCUUGAACAGGUUACAGAAAAGAUACUGUCAAAUGAGUUGCAUGUAGACAAGACAGAAAUUAAAGAAGAAAUACCUGCAGUAAUCGAAAUAACAAUCAUUGCACAAGAAUCACCACUGACCUCUGAAGUAACAGCAAAAACGCCAGAAGUUGCUGUUUCUGAGAUACAGUCAGAAGUAGUCAGUGAACUCAGGGCUGAGACACUUGAAGUGAGAGAACCAAAGGUAGAAAUUCCUGUGGUAUCAGAAGUGAAAGUAGAGACAGCUGUAGUAGCUGAGCUGGAAGUGGAGACACCAGUUGUCACCUCAGUGGCUAAAGAACUUGAAUUAGAAACAGUGGUUACAUCUAUGGCAAAAACAACUGAUACCAAUAAUUCCGCUGUUACAUCACAAAAUCAAAACAUAGACUCUGUUAACACAUCAGUGUUAACAACGGUGAUCAAAGAGCAAGUAGUGGAGAUUCCCACUGUUAUUUCUGUGGUAGUGACACCAGCUACACCUUUAGAUGAAUUAACACCAGUUGUAACUCUAGGCAAUGGGUCAAAGGAUGUACCUCCUGUAAAAGAGACACCUGUCGAAACACUAAAUGUCGAAUCAGUGAUUGUGAAGACUGCUGUGGCCCCAGUAGUAGAGAUACAGAAUGUGAUUCCAGUGGUAGCAACACCAGAUCUUGGUUCAGUAAUAGUAACAGAAGCUGCAUCUCCAGUGGUAAGUACAGGAACAGUGACUACUAAAAUAGAAGAAACACCAGUUUUGAGCACCGUUGUAGAAACACCUGUUUUUUCUGUCACAGAAGUAAAAUCAACUCCAGCUACAGUAGAGAAAACAGUAGUGUCCCCUGUAUUACAGAUCCCAGCCACAGUAACAUCUUUUGUGGAGACUCCAGCUGUUGAUUCAGUCAAAGAAACUGUACCUCUAGAAGAGGUUACACUAGAUGUGACCUCAUUUGCAGAAACACAUGUAAGCCAAGUAAUUGAAACUCUCAUUGUCUCCAUCACAUCAGUAAAACCAACUGUAGUGGAAAUGGCAAAGACACCAGACACUGAGAUACCAGCUAUGAGUUCAAUGACAGUGGCAGAGGCUGUAUCUCCUGUAGUAGGUACAUCAUCUGGAACUCCAGUAGCAUCAGAAACAAUUAUGAUCCCAGAAGUAAAAACUUCAGUAGUAACUUCAGCCACAGAGACAUCACUUGUGACACCAGCAGUAGAAACACCAGCUCAGAUUUCAGUAAUUGCAACAAAUGCAGCACCUCCAGUAACUCCAGCAGCAACUGCAGCAUCAGAAACAUCAGCAGCUGUAGAAACAGCUUUUGUAGAGUCACCUCCAGCUGCAGUGGUUGAGACACCAGUUGUGACCCAAGUGGUAAAGACACUAGGUAAGGUUUCAGUGAUGGUAACAGAGACUGUUCCUCUGGUAGAUGUUUCAGAAGAGACUGCAGCAGUAGAAACACCUGUUGAGUUCCCAGUAUUACAAACUUCCGCUGUUAAUUCAGCUCCAGUUGCAGAGGAUAAGACACCACUUGUGACCCCAGUUGUGCAGACAUCAGGUCAGGUUUCAGUGAUUGUAACAGAGAGUGCACCUCCAGUAGUUGUUUCUGCAGUAACUUCAGCAGUAGAAACACCUGUUGUAAUCCCAGUAGUAGAAACUCCCAUAUUAAAUUCAGCUCCAGUUGCAGUGGAUCAGACACCAGUUGUGACCCCAGUGGUACAGACACCAGGGCAGGUUUCUGUUAUGGUAACAGAGACUGCACCUCCAGUAAAUGUUUCAGUAUUGACUGCAGCAGUAGAAACACCUGUUGUGAUCCCAUUAGUAGAAACUUCUAUUGUAAAGUCAAAUCCAGUUGCAGUGGUUGAGACACCAGUUGUGACCCCAGUUGUGCAGACACCAGGUAAAGUUUCAGUUAUGGUAACAGAGCCUGCACCUCCAGUAGUUGUAUCAGUGGUUACUGCAGCAGUAGAGGCACCUGUUGUAAUCCCAGAAGUAGAAACUCCUAUUGUAAAGUCAACUCCAGUUGCAGUGGUUAAGACACCAGUUGUGACCCCAGUUGUACAGACAUCAGGUCAGGUUUCAGAAAAGGUAACAGACACUAUACCUCCAGUAGUUGUUUCAGCAGUAACUGCAACAGUAGAAACACCUGUUAUGAUCCCAGUAGUAGAAGCACCGGUUUUAAAGUCAACUCCAGUUGCAGUGGUUGAAACACCAGUAGUGACCCCAGUGGUACAGACACCAGGUCAGGUUUUAGUGGCAGUAACAGACACUACACCUCCACUAGUUGUUUCAGCAGUAACUGCAACAGUAGAAACACCUGUUAAGAUCCCAGUAGUAGAAGCACCGGUUGUAAAGUCAACUCCAGUUGCAGUGGUUGAGACACCAGUUGUGACCCCAGUUGUGCAGACAUCAGGUCAGGCUUCAGAGAAGGUAACAUACACUACACCUCCAGUAGUUGUUUCAGCAGUAACUGCAACAGUAGAAACACCUGUUAUGAUCCCAGUAGUAGAAGCACCGGUUUUAAAGUCAACUCCAGUUGCAGUGGUUGAGACAACAGUAGUGACCCCAGCGAUACAGACAUCAGGUCAGGUUUCAGAGAAGGUAACAGACACUACACCUCCAGUAUUUGUUUCAGCAGUAACUGCAACUGUAGAAACACCUGUAAUGAUCCCAGUAGUAGAAGUGCCAGUUGUAAAGUCAACUCCAGCUGCAGUGGUUGAGACACCAGUUGUGACCCCAGUUGUACAGACAUCAGGUCAGGUUUCAGAAAAGGUAACAGACACUAUACCUCUAGUAGUUGUUUCAGCAGUAACUGCAACAGUAGAAACACCUGUUAUGAUCCCUGUAGUAGAAGCACCGGUUUUAAAGUCAACUCCAGUUGCAGUGGUUGAGACACCAGUGGUGACCCAGGUGGUACAGACACCAGGUCAGGUUUUAGUUGCAGUAACAGACACUACACCUCCAGUAGUUGUUUCAGCAGUAACUGCAACAGUAGAAACACCCGUUAUAAUCCCAUUAGUAGAAGCACCAGUUGUAAAGUCAACUCCAGCUGCAGUGGUUAAUACACCAGUUGUGACCCCAGUUGUACAGACAUCCGGUCAGGUUUCAGAAAAGGUAACAGACACUAUACCUCUAGUAGUUGUUUCAGCAGUAACUGCAACAGUAGAAACACCUGUUAAGAUCCCAGUAGUAGAAGCACCGGUUUUAAAGUCAACUCCAGUUGCAGUGGUUGAAACACCAGUAGUGACCCCAGUGGUACAGACACCAGGUCAGGUUUUAGUGGCAGUAACAGACACUACACCUCCACUAGUUGUUUCAGCAGUAACUGCAACAGUAGAAACACCUGUUAAGAUCCCAGUAGUAGAAGCACCGGUUUUAAAGUCAACUCCAGUUGCAGUGGUUGAGACACCAGUUGUGACCCCAGUGGUACAGACACCAGGUCAGGUUUUAGUGGCAGUAACAGACACUACACCUCCACUAGUUGUUUCAGCAGUAACUGCAACAGUAGAAACACCUGUUAAGAUCCCAGUAGUAGAAGCACCGGUUGUAAAGUCAACUCCAGUUGCAGUGGUUGAGACACCAGUUGUGACCCCAGUUGUGCAGACAUCAGGUCAGGCUUCAGAGAAGGUAACAUACACUACACCUCCAGUAGUUGUUUCAGCAGUAACUGCAACAGUAGAAACACCUGUUAUGAUCCCAGUAGUAGAAGCACCGGUUUUAAAGUCAACUCCAGUUGCAGUGGUUGAGACAACAGUAGUGACCCCAGCGAUACAGACAUCAGGUCAGGUUUCAGAGAAGGUAACAGACACUACACCUCCAGUAUUUGUUUCAGCAGUAACUGCAACUGUAGAAACACCUGUAAUGAUCCCAGUAGUAGAAGUGCCAGUUGUAAAGUCAACUCCAGCUGCAGUGGUUGAGACACCAGUUGUGACCCCAGUUGUACAGACAUCAGGUCAGGUUUCAGAAAAGGUAACAGACACUAUACCUCUAGUAGUUGUUUCAGCAGUAACUGCAACAGUAGAAACACCUGUUAUGAUCCCUGUAGUAGAAGCACCGGUUUUAAAGUCAACUCCAGUUGCAGUGGUUGAGACACCAGUGGUGACCCAGGUGGUACAGACACCAGGUCAGGUUUUAGUUGCAGUAACAGACACUACACCUCCAGUAGUUGUUUCAGCAGUAACUGCAACAGUAGAAACACCUGUUAUAAUCCCAUUAGUAGAAGCACCAGUUGUAAAGUCAACUCCAGCUGCAGUGGUUGAGACACCAGUUGUGACCCCAGUGGUACAGACACCAGGUCAGGUUUUAGUGGCAGUAACAGACACUACACCUCCACUAGUUGUUUCAGCAGUAACUGCAACAGUAGAAACACCUGUUAUGAUCCCAGUAGUAGAACCACCGGUUUUAAAGUCAACUCCAGUUGCAGUGGUUGAGACACCAGUUGUGACCCCAGCGAUACAGACAUCAGGUCAGGUUUCAGAGAAGGUAACAGACACUACACCUCCAGUAUUUGUUUCAGCAGUAACUGCAACAGUAGAAACACCUGUUAUGAUCCCUGUAGUAGAAGCACCGGUUUUAAAGUCAACUCCAGUUGCAGUGGUUGAGACACCAGUGGUGACCCAGGUGGUGCAGACACCAGGUCAGGUUUUAGUUGCAGUAACAGACACUACACCUCCAGUAGUUGUUUCAGCAGUAACUGCAACAGUAGAAACACCUGUUAUAAUCCCAUUAGUAGAAGCACCAGUUGUAAAGUCAACUCCAGCUGCAGUGGUUAAUACACCAGUUGUGACACCAGUUGUGCAGACAUCAGGUCAGGUUUCAGAAAAGGUAACAGACACUAUACCUCCAGUAGUUGUUUCAGCAGCAACUGCCACAGUAGAAACACAUGUUAUGAUCCCUGUAGUCGAAGUGCCAGUUGUAAAGUCAACUGCAGUUGCAGUGGUUGAGACACCAGUUGUGACACCAGCGGUACAGACACCAGGUAAAGUUUCAGAGAAGGCAACAGACACUUCACCUCCAGUAGUUGUUUCAGCAGUAACUGCAACAGUAGAAACACCUGUUAUGAUCCCAGUAGUAGAAGCACCGGUUGUAAAGUCAACUCCAGUUGCAGUGGUUGAGACACCAGUAGUGACCCCAGUGGUACAGACACCAGGUCAGGUUUUAGUUGCAGUAACAGAAGCUACUCCUCCAGCAGUUGUUUCAGCAGUGACUGCAGCAGCAGAAACACCUGUUGUGAUCUCAGUAGUGGAAAGAUCAGUUGUGAGCCUAGUACUAGAAACUACCACAGAAGCACCAACUGCAAUUGCAAUGGCAGAGAGACCUGUUAUGAUCCCAGUGGUACAGACACCAGUUCUGGUUUCAGUGAUUGCAAAAGAGGCUGCACCUCCAGUAUUUCUACCAGCAGUGACUGCAGGACCAGAGGUGGAGACACCAGUUUCAGUACCAGAAGCACCUGCUGUGAUCCUAGCAGUACAAACACCAAUGACAGAACAGGUAGCACAGACACGGACAACACCAGCCAUGGUCUUAGUAAAGGCAACAUCAGUUGUAACUGGGAUGGAGGCACCCACUGUGACCGGGACACCUUUAUCCCAUGGGGUGAUGGGACCAGCUGUUGCCACAGUUAUAAUAGCAACAGCUCCACCUGUUGCUACACCAGAAGUAAAGAAAACAAUGUUGCAGGUAGUUGAACAGGAGAAAAAGGAAGCAAAGUCAGAGGCUUCAGUUGUGUCUAAAGAUGCUGAACCACCAUUUGUGGCUGCGAAAGAGGUAAAGAUAUCACUUUUAACUCAAGAGUGUAUGCCAGAUGAAGAAAAUGGGAAGGCUUCCUUGCGGCAUACUUCAACAGAACCUCAGUCAGAGGUAGAGGAGGAUGUGUGGGAGGAUGCUGUAGAUAAUAUUGGAGAUUCCCCAUGUCAGGUGACAUACACAGAGGAUGCGCCCCAAGAUACUGCUGCUAAACAAACAUCUGAUGCUGCAAUUUGAUAGUGGCGUGCUAAACCAGAUGAACGAUUUGAUGAGUUGAUGCAAGUUUAACAAGGAUAAUUACGAACAUUUUACACCUGGAGGAGGCUGUACUCAGCACAAAAUCAGCUGGGAUUCACAUUUCUGACAACGAAAAAAAUGUAAAGUUACACUGCAUCAUUAAAGUUCCAUUAAGCAAAGGUGAAACCAAAAACAGUAGUUAUUCAGUGGAGAGGCUGUUUUUUUUUUUACUUUCAUGCAGAAAAUAUUUUAACAUAUAAACCCCUUCAAAAGCUAUUUUGAUAUAUUUUUUACUGAGGAUAUUUGUCAUAAAUGUAUGAAUUGUUUUAUCAUUAUUCAGACAUUAGCAUAAGCUUAUGCCACAUGAUAUCAUGUUGUAAGAAAAUGAUUAUCAUUGUAAAAGGAUGUGCAAUUCCUGGGUUUUGAAAUACUAAAGUACUAAAAACACUAAAAGUGUUAAAGAUAUUCACUAAAUCAAAGGUAAUAUCCAUUUGAAACAUCAUAUAAAAUUCAAUUCAGUUCAAGUUUACUUGUAUAGUGCUUCUUACGAUACAGAUCAUUGCAAAGCAACAGUACAGAAAAUUUAGUUUCUACAAUAUUUAGUAUAUACCGCUUGAUAUGCAUCUAGGAUACAUUUAUUUUAUACUUGGUAUAUAGUAAGAUGUAGACAGUUACUGAAACUGGCAGAUUGUUUAAUUUGUUUUACAAAGUACAGUCAAAAUCUUAUCAAACUUAUGAUUUAUUUUUUGUUGCCAUGUCAUUGUUAUGACUAUUGUUUUUGUAAUUAACAAUUUUGGUUUACAGAAACACCCAAUUUUAGAAAAUAUUUCUGACUAUUUUUGGCAUAAAAAUGAAGCAUGCAAUCUAAAGUUGCAACUACUGACUUUUCACCAUGUAGGUUUUUUUAUUUUUCUCUGAGUAUCAAAACACUCUGUACUGCAUACAAUUGUUAAACAGUUGAGCAUUUUUGUUCAUAUUAUACAGCCUGCCUUGCCUGUAUUACAGUGGUUUGCAUCUGGCCUGAUGCAAUAAGCCACAGCAGUAUUGAAAACACAUUUUUUACUUAUUCUAAUAUAUUGCUAAGAAGUGUUCGAAACCACAUGUACAGGCUAUGCAUCUUUAAAGAAAUUGCAAUAUUAACAAUCAACUAAAUACAGGAGUGUAGUUUUGUUCCUGGAUUUUGCAAUAUUUAAAAAUGUAUGGUUUAAUACAAAUUAUAAUUGUAAGUUUUAUUUAAAUAAAAGAAACGUU